Messenger RNA from Penaeus vannamei (Pacific white shrimp), 797 nucleotides. The record is from RefSeq and is a predicted model, not a curated record. Lineage: Eukaryota; Metazoa; Arthropoda; Malacostraca; Decapoda; Penaeidae.
AUGCCAUCAAAUCGAAGAAAUAAAGGCAUGAUGUCUGCCAUUAAGAGUAGAUCGGCAAUAACACAGGAAGAAAAGGAAAUCAAGAUUCUCCGUGAUUCUUUGGCACGAAAUCUGCCAGAAAGUGUAGAGAGUGAGGAGGUGAAGCCCCGUGAGCGAUCCCCCUCACAACAAGUGCAACGGCCCCCAGUAGUUAAGGAGGUCCAAGCCAUUCCACCCGAACAGGUUCUUGCGCCCACACCACGGGAUGAGCCAGAAACUUCCACCCCUUCAGUUCCUAUUGUGCGGCAGGUUAGGAUAGAGACCAGCCCAGGCGUAAUGCGUCUUGCUACUCUUGUGGUAUCUGGGCCUCCCGGCAGGGCUCCGGUGAGCUCUUUCCCUUUUUCAGUUGCUCCUAGACCUCCCCUUGGAGCUCUCCCCCAAUGUACAUGACAACUGACUCCUCCCCCAACCUAGGCCAGAGCCUUGGGUAAUGCUGUGGUGCCCUGGUCAUCAUUCCACUGAGCCCUGUAGAGUUUUGCAUAGUGUAGCAUUCCGUAUGUACACUGCACUAGACUCAUGAGAAAUAUGGGGUUAUUAGACUGAAGCCAAAGAAGUAGCUUAUUGCUUCUCUGAAUUGUAUGAAAACUGUGUCGCUAAAAUAUUAGAAGUCUUUAAGGUUAAGUAUGACUUCGAUAUGUUGAUAUGAUUUAUGUGGAGGAUAAACCAAAAAAAAUUUGUAGCAAUAUCAUCAUGCUAAAUGGUUGUUCAAGAUUGUGUGAUUGCAGCCUAUUUGGUUUUCUUUUGAAAUCAUCCAUAUU